Symbiodinium sp. CCMP2592 is the source of this 1113-nucleotide messenger RNA. The record is from the annotation of a GenBank genome assembly. NCBI's taxonomy places the organism in Eukaryota, Dinophyceae, Suessiales, Symbiodiniaceae.
AUGGACGCGGAGUGGUCAAAUUGGUCCUAUUCUGGAUGGCGAGAUGAUUCGCAGUGGCAUGGCUGGCAGAAGCGGCACUCACAGGAUGGGGUGCAUGGGCGAGACUACUUUUCGCCGGCGGAAGCUCCGGAUGAUGGGGCGCAUGGGCGAGACAAGCCGGAGCCGGCGGAAGCUCCGGCACCUCCGCCUCCGCAAGGACCUGGACCUAGGCCACCGCUUGGGCCUCCUCCGCCACCUCCGCCCGGGCCUCCACCCGGGCCUCCACCCGGGCCUCCGCCCGGGCCUCCGCCCGCACCUGCUGUAGCUCGACCUGGACAAGGGCCUGCACCUCGACCUGCUCCGAAGCAGAAAGGGCCAUCCUUCACUCCGCCCUUGCGUGGGCACGACGAAGAUGUUACUCAGCUGAUGGAGGCAAGCCGAGCUUCGGGCGCUCGCCCGAACUUCAGUCAGCUUCGCAGGGAGUUCGACGCGAAGAUGAGAGAGGUGAAGCAGACUUGUGCAGAGUUACACAAGGCACAACUCGAAGCAGAGCUGGCGCAACAACAGGUGAGGUUCAACGAGGAGAAGAAGGCCUACGUCGAGGCGGCGAACUUGGCGGCGAAGGCGGCUGCCGAGGCCGACAAGACGGAUGCGCUGCUGCAGCUGGGCGAGCGCUGGAAGGCCUACAGUGACGCUGAGAUCCUGAAGGCCGUUCAGCGCGAGCAACAGUCUGCGCAAAAACUUUUGGCCGAGCAGAAGGAGGCCUACGCGCUCGAGAAGUCUCGUCUAACUACGCGCGUCAACGAGCUCUUGGAAUCCGUGGAGUUUUGGAAGCAGUCGAGCAUGGAAUGGCGACAUUCCAAGCUCAGUGACUUGGAGAAGAUCGCAGCCUCACAACAGGCUCAGCAGGAGAAGGGCACUCAGGGCAUGAAGCCAGACACGCAGAAGAGCCCUCCCGGUGUGCUCCAGAAAAAGGCAGUGGAGGACGACAAGAAAGAGUCGAAGCCUGAGGAGCCCCCGAAAGCAGAUCUUCCGGAGGUGACGGCAGAAGAUCAGAUGAAAAGGGUUGCGGCCAAGUACCCGGAGGCAGGGCCUCAGAGUCAGGGCGGCAGUCUUUUUCAACUUUUUGGCUAG